Molecule: messenger RNA, 1505 nt
Organism: Eutrema salsugineum
Lineage: Eukaryota; Viridiplantae; Streptophyta; Magnoliopsida; Brassicales; Brassicaceae
Product: cytochrome P450 708A2
Exons: 7
Coding region: 16-1461 (481 amino acids)
Biological process (GO): sterol metabolic process
Molecular function (GO): monooxygenase activity; iron ion binding; oxidoreductase activity, acting on paired donors, with incorporation or reduction of molecular oxygen
Source: RefSeq, a predicted model, not a curated record
AAAUCAAAAGAGAAAAUGUGGGGUGUUGCAUUGAGUGUUGUUAUAGCUUUAGUAGUGGUGAAAAUCACUCUCUGGUUUUACAGAUGGGCUAACCCUGAGUGCUCCUCCGGCAAGUUACCUCCGGGUUCAAUGGGGUUUCCGAUGAUCGGAGAAACCAUUGAGUUCUUCAAACCUCACAGUUUCUACGAGAUCCCUCCAUUUAUCAAGAAAGGAAUGUCAAGGUACGGAUCCUUGUUUCGAACGAGUAUCCUCGGCUCUAAGACGAUUGUCUCGACAGAUCCAGAAGUGAACUUUGAGAUCUUCAAACAAGAAAACAGGUGUUUCGUGAUGAGCUAUCCAGAAAUUAUCCUCAGAAUCUUCGGGAAAGAUAACUUGUUCUUCAAGCAAGGCAUGGAGUUCCACAAAUACAUCAGACACAUUGCCCUGCAGCUUCUUGGUCCCGAGUGUCUGAAGCGGAGAUUUAUACACGAAAUCAACUUAACGACACACGAGCAUCUAAAAACCGACUCCUCUCGAGGUGUCUUAGACGUGAAGGAUACUGCUGCAAGAUUGAUACUGGGACACAUGAUCCAAAUGGUUAUUAGUGACAUCAAAUCUGAUAUUAAGAGCAAGAUAAUACUCAACUUGAGAAAAAUCAGUCUCGAGGCUUUAAGGUCUCCUUUUGACCUUUCUAUUUGGAAGGGUCUUUACAAUUGUCUUAUGGCUCGUAGAAAUGUGACAAAGAUGCUCAAGGACAUGUUUAAAAAGAGAAGGGAAGAAGCAUCAUCAGAUGGAUUAAGAUAUGGAGAUUUCAUGGAGACAAUGGUAGAUGAGGUGGAGAAAGAAGGCGACAAAGUGAACGAGGAAAGAGCAGUAGAACUAAUCCUAGAUAUACUGAUUGGUUCUUCUGAUACUACUUCUACUAUCAUUGGAAUAACUGUGAAAUUCAUCGCUGAAAAUCCGAAAGUGCUUAGGGAGUUGAAGAGAGAGCAUGAGACAAUCCUUACAAACAAAGAUGACAAAGAGUGUGGAAUCACUUGGAAAGAAUACAAAUCCAUGAUGAAUUUCACACAUAUGGUUAUUAAUGAGUCUCUUCGUCUGGCAACUUUGGCACCAACUAUAUUUAGAAAGGCGGUGAGUAAUGUGGAGAUCAAAGGGUAUACGAUUCCAGCGGGAUGGAUUGUGGUGGUUGCUCCAUCUGUUCUUCAUUAUGACCCUCAAAUAUAUGAAAAUCCAUGUGAGUUUAAUCCAUGGAGAUGGGAGGGGAAAGAAUUGCUUUCUGGCUCCAAAACGUUCAUGGCUUUUGGAGGUGGUGCAAGACUCUGUGCAGGAGCAGAGUUUGCUAGGCUUCAGAUUGCCAUAUUUAUUCAUCAUCUAGUCACAAAUUAUGACUUCUCUUUGAUUGAUAAUCAUGAUAUCAUUCGAGCACCAGUACUUCGUUUUUCCAAACCGAUACGCAUUACUAUCUCUGGAACUCAUUGAGGUGAUCGUUAUGUGGGAAUCUGUUAAAAUUAUGCAAGUCUUUU